Mucor mucedo is the source of this 618-nucleotide messenger RNA. RefSeq names its product NAD(P)H:quinone oxidoreductase, type IV. Gene Ontology annotation, molecular function: NAD(P)H dehydrogenase (quinone) activity; FMN binding. The record is from RefSeq and is a predicted model, not a curated record. The transcript has 4 exons. NCBI's taxonomy places the organism in Eukaryota, Fungi, Mucoromycota, Mucoromycetes, Mucorales, Mucoraceae. The coding region runs from base 1 to 618 and encodes 205 amino acids.
AUGGUACCAAAACUUUAUAUUGUCAUCUAUACUCUCUACCAUCAUAUUCACAAGUUGGCUGUUGAGGUUCAACGUGGUCUUGAAAGCUCAGGUGUCAAUGUCAAGAUCUUCCAAGUGCAAGAGACUUUACCAGAGGAAGUUCUUCAAAAGAUGCACGCCCCUCCCAAGCUUGAUUUACCAAUCAUCACAGUAGAUCAAUUAACAGAAGCUGAUGGUAUCAUCUUUGGUAUCCCCACACGAUUUGGUACUAUGCCCGCUCAAUUAAAAGCCUUCUUGGAUGCCACUGGUAAACUCUGGGCUACAGGUGCACUUGCUGGUAAAUUUGCCGGUACUUUCUUCUGUACUGCCUCUCAACACGGUGGUCAAGAAACGACCGCGCUUACCACCGUGACUUAUUUUGCGCAUCAUGGCAUGAUUUAUGUUCCUUUUGGUUUCGCAAGUGCUCAUUUGUUUGAUAAUUCCGAAGUCGUGGGUGGUUCUGCUUAUGGUGCUGGUACAAUUGCCAAUGGAGAUGGGUCUCGUCAACCUUCUCAAAAGGAAUUGGAAAUCGCUGCUACUCAAGGUGAAAACUUUGGUAAAGUCGUGUCUACCUACUAUAAGGGAAAAUCUACCAUCUAA